AGUUGUUCAACAUUCAGGUUCUUCGAAACCUGUGAUGUGAAUUUUGUUCAAACCGUUUGGAUAUGGCUUUAUGAGAGGCAGUUCUUUUGGACCGUUUCUGAUGGUGCCUUCUAAAGCAGCGUGUAACAAACUAGCAUAGCUUGGAUGGUCAUUGGGGUGGUUGUUACCUUCAACCUACUAGGGUUUGAUGCAUUGUGUGCCUCGUUAAAGCGGAUUAUCCUUUUAUUGGUAAGCAACGUAACUCUUGAUGAUGAGGUGAUGAUGGUAAUUGUAGCCGUAUUUCUAAGAAAUAUAUUUUGCAGUGCUGCUUCAAAAUGACGAAGCUUAUUUUGUAGCUGUCUUUUAAAUAUAUGUAAGAUCAAACGAGAAUGGCCGGGAGGGUGCCUUCGAACAACAUAAGGGUGAAGGUAUUGACUAAUAAUUUUUAAUCGAAAUGAGCAUUUCACAUAGGCUUUCACUCCUGUAAUUUUCUCACAACAGUUGCCAUAAGCUGGAUGAUCAUGUACAGUCUUUAACAACAAUUCAAAAUGUUUUGUACCACAAACUCUUUAUCUGAUUCGCAAUCCGGUUUCGUCGGUGAGUUUGUCUAGGUGAGGUACAACAAAAGUAGAUUGCGUAUGAGUAUGUUUUGAUGAAACUUUUUCGGUCUCGUAAUUACCAAAUGGUAAUAUGCCGGUUACCAUCAUUUUAGUAAGAUAUAAAGUGCAGUUAGUGUGCUGUCAAAAAAGUUAAGAAGUCAAGGGUCCCAUAACCCACAAAUAUCUAGCCGGUAACUCUCUGUUAGCAAUCUAUUAACUACCCCGUCCAUCCGGAAAUAUGUGAAACUUGUCUAAAUUCACAUGUGUUAUAUUCUCUCCGUCCAACAAAAAAUGUCUCAAAUUUGACUAAAUUUGAAGUCAUGUAUACAUUCAAAUUUUGGCAAACUUAAGACAUCCUUUGUUGGACGGAGGGAGUACAAAAUGUGUAGAUGCACAUGAAUCUAGACAACUCCGAAUCAUUUAUUUCCGGACAGAGGAAGUACAUAACUAUAGACCGACACCAGUUUCCUUAUAAUCGACAAAUAAUCAUGUGUGAACGCUCUACUAGUGGUCGGAUUACUCGUGUAUUUUCAGCGUACUGCUACCACUAAGUUAAGAGAAAGGCUAUGAGCGGAAUCUAAUUUCGAAGCUUUCAUCGCACCGAACUCAAUUGUGAACAUUAAUUUUGAAUUGAUUAUCAGAAAAAAAGAUCUCGAUGACAACAGUAAAUUUGUCAUCACUUGAAGACAUGCAGAUAGCCAAUAUUAGAUUUCAUUAAGACAAAACUUUGAUCACAAAUUAUUAUGUUAACAUGUGAUUUAUAUGGCAUGAAACUUAUACGUUACAUUCGUUAUCAAAAAUAUUUUAUAAUACUUGUGGUUUCAUAUCUUAGUAGCCAUGUAUCAAUAGAAUAAUUUUUAGUCCAAGUAUUGUCUUAAUAAAAACUAAUACGUCCUCUUUCGAGGAAUGGAGGGAGCAGUAGGUUGAGGCCGCUCGUGCAUCAAGCCUCGCCUCCAUUCUUACGGUUGAUCGAAUGUGGUCUUGAGAAAAUAACGGUCAAACGAGCCCAGCGAACGAAUCCAUCUCCUCCUCUUUUCCCAUGCACUAGCUUGUUCCACGCUCAUGCCUCGCCUCCAUUCUUGUCGGAUCAAAACAUCUCACAAGACACGCUAAGCCGCCACCACUAGCUCACCCUAGGACGGCCAUGUCCUCCUUCGACUCCGUGGCGGCCAUUGCCGGCGACGACGACGCGCCCCCGCAGGCUCCCUUCGACGACAUCCCCGCCGUCGACGGCGCCGCCGAGCAGGACGGCGUGGGCGUGGGCGUGGGCGUGGGCCUGCACCGCGGGCACCGCUUCGCCACGUCCUACUCCUCCUUCGGCACCGCCAUCUCCGAGGACGACCUCACGGGCUUCGGCAUGCCGCCCGACUCCAACGGCGCCCCCGGCUACGGCUACGGCUACGGCGGCUACAUCGGCGCCGAGGAAGUCAUCGGCGGCGGUUUACAUGACGGAGGCAUGUCCGGCAUCAUCACCGAUGACGACGUGUUGUUCGUCGGGGCGGCGGCCAACGACAGCGGCGCCGUGCUGCCGCCUCCCGAGGCCAUGCGGGAGGAGGGCGUCCUCCGCCGCGAGUGGCGCCGGCAGAACGCGGUGACGCUGGAGGAGAAGGAGCGGCACGAGAGGGAGCGGCGCAGCGAGAUCAUCGCGGAAGCCGAGCAGUUCAAGAAAUCCUUCCUCGACAAGCGCAGGCUCAACUGCCAGACCAAGCGGACGCACAACAGAGACAGGGAGAAGCUGUUCUUGGCGAACCAAGACAAGUUCCACAAGGAGGCGGACAGGCAGUACUGGAAGGCGAUCGCGGAGCUGGUGCCGCACGAGAUCCCGGGGCUGGAGAAGAGAGGCGCCGGGAGGAAGAAGAAGGAGCAGGACAAGAAGCCCAACAUCGUCGUGCUGCAGGGGCCCAAGCCUGGGAAGCCCACCGACCUCUCAAGGAUGCGCCAGGCCCUCAACAAGCUCAAGCAGACGCCGCCGCCGCACAUGGUGCCGCCGACCAAGGACGACGACGCCAACAACAAGGGUGGCGGCAAAGAUGCAAAAGAGGCGGAGGAGAAGAAGGCGGCGGCGGCGGCUGACGGUGGAAAGGAUGCGGCCGGUGGCAAUGCUACUAGCGCAGCUUCCCGGCCGCCGGCUGCAGCAACUGAGAGUCCGGCGGAUAACGCACCUGAACAACAGGAGAACAAGUGAUAACGGCUGAAUAAUUCCUGGAAUAAAUUCUUGUGAGCACUGGUUCUGCAUCCAGCCCUUAAUUAAUUAAUCAGGUGUACACUCUCUUCUGAGGGUGUUGUUUUGCUUCA
Messenger RNA from Brachypodium distachyon (stiff brome), 2873 nucleotides. RefSeq names its product clathrin light chain 3. Gene Ontology annotation, molecular function: clathrin heavy chain binding; structural molecule activity. The transcript is spliced from 3 exons. Gene Ontology annotation, cellular component: clathrin coat of trans-Golgi network vesicle; plasma membrane; clathrin coat of coated pit. The record is from RefSeq and is a predicted model, not a curated record. Bases 1723 to 2763 code for a protein of 346 amino acids. Gene Ontology annotation, biological process: clathrin coat assembly; clathrin-dependent endocytosis; intracellular protein transport. NCBI's taxonomy places the organism in Eukaryota, Viridiplantae, Streptophyta, Magnoliopsida, Poales, Poaceae.